This is a messenger RNA of Gymnodraco acuticeps, 1482 nucleotides long. It is a transcript of the gene tspan13b, whose product is annotated as tetraspanin 13b. Gene Ontology annotation, cellular component: membrane. The record is from RefSeq and is a predicted model, not a curated record. The transcript has 4 exons. Lineage: Eukaryota; Metazoa; Chordata; Actinopteri; Perciformes; Bathydraconidae. Bases 137 to 706 code for a protein of 189 amino acids.
UUCCAGGUUGGACCUGCUGCCGAGCGACCGUUUAUUCCUGCGGGCCUUUGUUCUGCAUUUCCCCUGGAGCCGGAAUACCUUUUGAAACCCUUUGAGGAUUAAUUAUAUUUGCUUAUUUAUUUAUGUUUUGAUCAAGAUGGGCUGCUCGGGAUUCACCUGUUCCAAACACUGCCUGUGUGCGCUCAACAUCCUCUAUGUUAUGGUGAGCCUGCUGAUGAUCGGCAUCGCGGCGUGGGGGAAGUGGUUCGGCCUGGUCUCCAGUUUCCAGGUGGUGGGGGGCAUCAUCGCCGUGGGGGUCUUCCUCUUCUUCGUGGCCGGGGCCGGCCUGAUCGGAGCCAUGAAGCAUCACCAGGUCCUGCUCUUCUUCUACAUGAUCGUCCUGUUCAUGGUGUUCAUCGUGCAGUUCUCUGUUUCCAGCGCCUGCUUGGCCAUCAACAGAGAGCAACAGGAAAUGACUAAGAGAAGUAGAAGAGGACAAGGCAGAUCGACAGGAAGGGGGUUCAUUCCAGAAGUGAUUAAACACGGAUGCUCUUUAAUACGGGCUUCCUGUCUCAGAGGAACAGAGCUGCAGCGGUCAGCAGGAAAACAUGUUGAUAUCAUCCAUCACUACCAUCAGCACAGAUUGCUGGCAGUGGUGAAGAUCAUCUUCCCUUCACAAGAAGUGGCUCUCCUUGUAUCUGUGGUGUCAGUAAUGAAGUGGAAGUGAUUUGUGGUCACUGUUUAAAGCCUUUUCUGAUGCUGCUAACAUCUAAACCAUUAGAUCAGACGGAUAGUUGAUCCUUAUUUAAAGGUCCGUGUGCAGCCAGCAGCUAUUAGACAGAAGGCUCUACAAUAAGGACCUCAACUGCUGUGAGACUGAGAGGAUCACACAUACUUAUUCUGCCAUUUACAUUCAAAACUACUCACAGCCCAUAUCUUGUAUUGAUCCAAAUAUGUUUGGGACAUAUGAAAAAGCUUCUGCUUUGAUUAUUAAUUAAUGUAUGACAUAUUUCCCCCCCCCAAAAAAGCCUCUUUAAAAAGAAUCUGGAAUUCACAUUAUCUACACGUUUCAGCCAUUUUUGAAAAGUCCAGAAUCUAUGAAUUUGCAUUACACAAACACACACGCGCACACACACACACAUAUUGCUUUUAAUUUUCUUCAGUACCCUGCUUAAGACAUUUUUUUUCAAUACUGGAGCAUUUCCACUUUAUGCUACAACAUUGGUUACUAGUUCAUUUUAAAUCUUAUAUUAUUAGAACAUAGUAUAAAUGAACAAAUGUAUUCUUAUGUAAUAAUAUGAAAACUACAAAAAUGGCCAUUCUCCAUAAAGUAUACUUUUAGUUUUGGUACUUUAUGUUUGUUUUUUUAAGUACUUAAAUGAAUGUUUCUACACUGUGGUAUUACAGUGUACUAGUUUCACUAAUAUCUGAGUAUGCAUCCACUUUUGCAUAAUACUGGAUUCAGUGCUUUAUGAAGAGUGCUGUGUGUGUGCGUGCGUGCGU